AUGACCUCUUUACCCUGUCCCCUUCCUGACCGCGGUGCCUCCAACGUUGUCUUCCCGGACCUCGCCCCCGCCCUGUCGGUAGUGGCUGCUUACCCGCUCGGACUAUACCCGGGAACCGCAGCUUCUCCCGAUUUGUCCUACUUCCAGUCCUACGGCCACCGGUCCUAUUCCUACCCUGGGCCGGCAACCCCAGGAGACUCCUACCUGCAACAAUCGGUGGCGCCAUCUCAGCCCUUUCACCGGCUGGCUGAAUACCCGCAGGAACUCGAAGCAGAAUCAGAGAGGCUGGCACUGUCUCUGGAGCCCUCCCAGCAGCAGUCCCUGAUCAGGAAGCUGCGCAAGCCCAGAACCAUCUACUCCGGCCUGCAGCUCCAACACCUGAACCAGCGUUUCCAGCACACCCAAUACCUGGCCCUGCCCGAGAGAGCUCAGCUGGCAGCGCAACUCGGACUCACCCAAACCCAGGUAAAGAUCUGGUUUCAGAACAAACGCUCCAAAUACAAGAAGCUCCUGAAACAGAGCUCUGGGGAGCCGGAAGAGGACUUCUCUGGGAGACCCCCCUCCCUGUCUCCCCACUCUCCAGCCCUACCAUUCAUCUGGGGUCUACCCAAGGCAGACACCCUGCCUUCCAGUGGCUAUGACAACAGCCACUUUGGUGCCUGGUAUCAGCAUCGCUCCCCAGUUGUGCUGGCACUGCCUCAGAUGAUGUGA
Messenger RNA from Mus caroli (Ryukyu mouse), 711 nucleotides. The record is from RefSeq and is a predicted model, not a curated record. NCBI's taxonomy places the organism in Eukaryota, Metazoa, Chordata, Mammalia, Rodentia, Muridae.